Molecule: messenger RNA, 3985 nt
Organism: Sclerotinia trifoliorum
Lineage: Eukaryota; Fungi; Ascomycota; Leotiomycetes; Helotiales; Sclerotiniaceae
Source: the annotation of a GenBank genome assembly
CACGCAUUAGCCUUAUUAUACAAUUUUUGCGUAACUGCUAACUGCUAAUUAUUCGUCAAAUACCCUUGAUUGAUUUGCGGGGACCCCUUUACAUAAUAUUCAUUAAUUAUAUUCUCUCGACUGCAUUGAAGGAUAUUCAUGCUGUCAGCAGCCAUGAAAGGUUGAAAGGUCAUUCAUUCAUUCAUUCCUACAUUUCACGAUUACUCGACCAGAUCUACACAAAGAAUCCACUACCACAAUCUAACCACCAUUAGCUUAUCGCCAAAAGGUGAUGCCGCUCAUGAUGGAGGACGUUGAAAAUAUGGAUGUUGAUAUGGAUGAUCUCUUUGGUGAUGGUGCUGGAUUAUCUUUACCUUCUAGACCACCACCAUCAAAAGAACUUCACCAGAGGAUUGAUGAACUGAGAGGAAGUGGAUGCUGCCAGUAGGAACCCCGUGACUUUAACAUUUUGCCCUACUAACUUUGCUAUGCGAAGAGGUAUUGCUUGGUCAAAAUGGGGAAGCAUUGCUUCCAUAACUCCAAAUGGUAAUGGUCUUGAGUUGAGGAAUUUGCGUUGUCAUCCCACAGAUGGUACCUGGGGUUUAAGUAAACCAACUUUAAUCCCUCAAUUGACGAAUAAUCUUGAUGGUGGUCCAUUAAAGCAUCUUUCUUGGAGUCCGACUGGCUCAGAAUUAGCCGUCAUCGAUUCUGCUGGCCGUGUAACCAUUUUGCAAAUAUUCUCCUCCCUGAACAAGCCUGGGAUAAUACGUCCUUGUAGUCCGGAGCCUGCAGAUGAUCUACAUGCAGUUGUAGGUUGCUUCUGGUUGAAUUUAGGCCCAUUCCAAAAUCGCCCGGUAAGAACCUUUUUUGACUGAUUCUUUCCUGUCCUAAUAUGUUCUCACGCAGGCCGGUAGACUGCAGCACGGUCCAGCAAUUAAGGAAGCAUCAGGCUUUCGGUACGAUGUUUCUCAAGCUCCCAUACUUGGACCUAACCAUCCUAUUCCCUCCAAAUCAGCAUUUUUAUAUGUCACUUCCAAUGGAUCGUUACGACUCUUGUGGCAACAAGGUAACAAUAAAUGGUUUGAGUCACAUACUGAACUUGAGAGCAUCGUUUCAUCUGACGACUUAAUCACGCACGCAGCAAUAUGUGCGGAGAGAAGUAAGUGCUGGUGUAUGAUCAUGAGAGGAAUUGACUAAUAUUUUCCUCAGCACCUUCGCUUUUGAUUGCACUUGCUACCGGUUCCAAACAAUUGCGAAUAAUCCGAGCUGGUAUAGACUGGGGCAUGCCUCAAACACAAGAAAAAGUAAACCAAAUGACAUUAUCCUUGAACGCAUCGCUUCGAAUCAAGCCACUUACUGUAACAAGUUGGAUGCAUGAUGUUCCAGGAGAUACUUUGAAUCCGUCACACCUAGAAUCUUCAAUGGUGCAACUUUCCCAUCUCAAAUUUUUAUCGCCAUGUGGAGAUAGUAAGAAUCAUAUGACACCCCCGAUAGUUGUGGCCGUUCGUUCCUAUCUACCUGGCUCAACCUCUCAUUAUAAUCAGGAGGUCUAUUCCACAGUGGAUAGGUGGGAGUUUAGGGAAAGAAACCAACAACCUGUACAUUCUGCCUUUGAGCAUUUGUCAUCGCGUAAGGGUGCCGAUGGUCCACAAUCGGCAAAACCUGUGGUACGUUACAUGCUUCAUUCGAUAUAAAUUGUGCUCAUAUUUGUAGUAUACUGCACAGCUUAAGAAGCUUGAAAGUUUCACUAUCAAUAAAGUCGUCGUUGCGAUGCAAACUAUAUACCUUGGAAAGAUAGUCUGCUUUGCAUAUAGCGAUAGUUCGGUAGAUUACCGGGAUCGAAUUAGUAUGAAUGAGACGUUCAAUGAUGGAGAUUUGGAUCGGGUUUCUCAUCUCUCUCAGAUUGGAUUUUCUUACGCCGAAGACGAGCCUUGUGAGUAUUAAUUGUAAUCAUGUUCAAUGACCUUCUAAUAUGUUUUAGGUUUACAAGUUGUGUUAUCCCCAAGUACCUGCUCGUUGGCUCAAAUUACGAACGAUGGAAAGGUCAAAUGGAAACAAUUAGACUAUCAUCUUGGAGAGAUUGGUCCAAGUAUGGAGGAUCGUAUGUUAAUUAUUUGUUCUUCCAGUGAAAGAGUUGCUAAUGAGAUAUAGCACGGUAUGCCGCGACGAUAGCUGCUCUGUCCAUAUCUUGUUCUACGUCGGUUAUGAUGGCGAUAAAUUAUGAUGAUAUCAUUGCGACGGCUCAUAAUUUUGCAAAAACAAAAGACAGUAAGCUCGUUGGUCUAGUCAAAAUAUUCUGUUCAAUGACUGACGCAUUCAAGACCUUGCAUAUGACUGGCUCAAUGAGUUAGCUAAGAUUUUGAAGAUCACUGUUGAUUAUUCGGAAGAAGCACAUUACGAUGUGCUGAUACGAAACACUACAAUACAAUUAUGUCUUAGCAUCCAAAACUCAUUAGGCUUUAGAGGAGAUUUUAAUCCCCGCAAAUUUGCUGGAAAAUUCUCAUGGCUUGUUCUACAAUUAAGAAACAUUGUUGUGCUUGUAACCAUGGCUGCAAAUAUGAAAGUUCCCGGUCCAACCCACGACAAAACGUCAACACCCCUAGAUGAUCCAGGUAUUUAUUAUUUCUAUCCCAUCACUUCAACCAGCUAACAAUAUCUUUAGAGGUAAUUAGUGCCCUCGCUGGUUCCGUUCGCUGGGUUCUUGAUCUCAUGGCAUGGAUAAUCGACACCCUCCUCGAUCUUCCCAGCAGCCUACCUGGAGAACUAUCUCUAACAGAUCCAGCCAAACUUUCACUGCCUGAUCUCCUCGCCCAUCUUCACACCCAAAAUAAUGUCACCCUCCAUCUGCUCCUUUCCUCCCCUACGCGCGGCUUCCUCACCGCUAUUUGCCGUCGUCUCCAACAUCUCGACUACGUAGCUCGCAAAGCUAUUGCGACAAACACUAAUGCUCAAAAUCAACCAGGAGGACCAGGACAACAAAGCAUUUCUCCCGCUUUGAGAAGCUCUUAUGUACAGAUUGCCCAGUUGACAAGUAACUGCAUAGUCCGCAUCAAGACGUUCGAGACUCUCCUCUCAUCCCUAACUUUAUCAGUCAAAUCAGCAUAUGCAAACCAUAAACCACCACUCUCAGGCAAUAAUUCCACUGGACCAUCACGUAAUGGUCUCGAAAUCAAAAUGCUUUUUGGCGGAGAAAUCCCAACGGCGUUCAAACCCGUCAUCAUAGACCUCUUCAAAGGAGUGCAAGAUAACAAGAAGGGUGAUGAGCCUGAUACAGCAACAGAUAAUGCAGGAACCGGCCAUUUAUCCGGCGUCCGUCUCGAAAUUGAGCCUUCAGACCUCUGGUUCGCAGAUUUCACAAUGCUAGAAGUAGAAGAGGAAGAAGAAUGUGUAGCCCGACGAAAAAAUGCGGGACUAACAAUGGAUUGUUUUAGAAAAACAUGGUUAAGUAACCCUCCGCCUUCUUCCUCCAAAUCUUCCUCGAGCAAAAAAUCCCUUGAAAAUGGAUCAUCAUCCGCAGCAGUAAUUUCAGGAGAUAAUCUCCUAGUACCAAUCCCUGGAUUUUCAGCCUUUGGACUUGGACCACCGGGGGCAGCAGUAAACGGAAACGGAAACGGAAACGGAAACACAAAUUCUACAACAACGAUGCCAAAACGCUGGAGAAGAUGCGCAAGGUGUGCAGCGGUCAUGGAAGAUGUGUUGAGUCAGAGACCUACGUUACAGUGGUUGGUUAUGCAGCAGAGGAGAUGCUUUUGUAGUGGGUAUUGGGAUACGCUUCAGUCGGGGGAGAUGGCUGCUUAGUUUUGUGGUUGGUUAGUGAGUGAGGUGGGUAAGGAUGGAGUGGAUGGGGGAUGGGGGAAGUACUGCAGCUGUGAGGAGAGUCAUGGUAUAUUGGAUGUGCAUUAGUGGAUUCAUAUAUACGGAUGGAUACUGAUAUAUGAAUUAAGUAAGUAAAGAUAGGUAUGAAAAUGAAUAAACAAAGGUUGUAAUUUAAUUUACUCUAAUGGGA